Molecule: messenger RNA, 1092 nt
Organism: Yarrowia lipolytica CLIB122
Lineage: Eukaryota; Fungi; Ascomycota; Dipodascomycetes; Dipodascales
Product: 60S ribosomal protein uL4
Biological process (GO): translation
Cellular component (GO): cytosolic large ribosomal subunit; ribosome
Molecular function (GO): structural constituent of ribosome; RNA binding
Source: RefSeq, a predicted model, not a curated record
AUGUCCACUCGACCCCAGGUUUCCGUCCACGGCGUUUCCGGCUCUGAUGCCGGCGUCACCAUCGUCCUCCCCGCCGUCUUCAAGGCUCCCAUCCGACCCGAUAUCGUCCACUCCGUCUGGACUGGUGUCGCCAAGAACAAGCGACAGGCUUACGCCGUCGCCUCCAACGCCGGUGAGCAGACCUCUGCUGAGUCUUGGGGAACUGGUCGAGCCGUUGCUCGAAUUCCCCGAGUUGGUGGAUCCGGUACCCACCGAUCCGGUCAGGGUGCUUUCGGUAACAUGUGCCGAGGCGGACGAAUGUUCGCUCCUACCAAGACCUGGAGAAAGUGGCACGUCAAGGUGAACCUCAACGAGAAGCGAUACGCUACUGCCUCUGCCAUUGCUGCUUCCGCUGUUGCUCCCCUUGUCCUUGCCCGAGGUCACCGAGUCGAGACCAUUGCUGAGGUCCCCCUCGUUGUCUCCAACGACAUUGAGUCCCUCACCAAGACCAAGGACGCCGUUGCCGCCCUCAAGGCCGUCGGUGCCCACCGAGACGUUGCCCGAGUUGUCAAGUCCAAGACCAUCCGAGCCGGUAAGGGUAAGCUCCGAAACCGACGAUGGACCCAGCGACGAGGUCCCCUUGUUGUCUACUCCGAGAACAAGGGUCUCGUUAAGGCCUUCCGAAACAUCCCCGGUGUUGAGACCUGCGAUGUGCGACACCUCAACCUGCUCCAGCUCGCUCCCGGCUCUCACCUUGGCCGAUUCGUCAUCUGGACCGAGGGUGCCUUCAACCUGCUCGACAACAUCUGGGGCUCCGAGUCUGUUGCCUCUGCCAAGUCUGGCUACUCUCUGCCCGCCAACAUUCUGGCCAACGCUGAUGUCUCUCGAAUCAUUGAGUCUCAGGAGAUCCAGUCUAUCCUGAAGCCCGCCAAGGAGAUCCAGGAGAAGGACAUCCGAAAGAUGAACCCUCUCAAGAACAAGCAGGAGCUGCUCCGACUUAACCCUUACUCCAAGACCUUCGCUGAGAAGAAGCUUGGUUCCAUCAAGGAGCCCAAGACCAAGGUCAAGAACGCCCAGAAGGCUAAGUUCAUGCAGAUCCUCAAGGACAACUAA